Messenger RNA from Diabrotica balteata, 1316 nucleotides. The record is from the annotation of a GenBank genome assembly. NCBI's taxonomy places the organism in Eukaryota, Metazoa, Arthropoda, Insecta, Coleoptera, Chrysomelidae.
CUUAUCUAAUAUGUCAAAACGUAUUUUUAAUGUCAAAAAAUUAUAAAAAAUUAUAAAUUUAUAUUAAAUUACAAACAUUAUAAAUCAAGAUGUUAGCAUUUGAGGUGUUAGUAAGAUAUUUUAGCAGGUUUUGGCCACAGGUAGAACGCCAAAGUCUUUCUUCUCAACAAAUGAGAAAAGCAAUUCCAACAAUCCCUUGUGGUCAGUUGCAGAUGCCUAUGAUAGGGUUAGGUACUUGGCAAGCUACUGACCCCGCAGAAUUUGAAGCUGCUUUGAACCUAGCCUUUGACAUAGGUUACCGUCAUAUUGAUACAGCAGCAUUUUAUGAAAACGAACAUAUUAUUGGCAAAAUUAUAAAUCAGUGGAUCUGUUCCGAAAAGCUAAAAAGAGAUGAUCUUUUUAUCGUUACCAAACUUCCAAUCCAAGGAAUCCAUCGUGAUAGAGUCGAAAAAUAUUUAUGUCAGUCUCUGCAAAAACUUGGUCUACAAUGCCUUGAUUUAUAUCUGAUACAUUUUCCAUAUGGAAAGACUGAAUCUACUAAAGAAUUAGUAUAUGAAAAGGAAGAUCACAAAGGAAUAUGGCAGGCAAUGGAAAGACAAGUAGAAGCCGGUAGAACCAAAACUAUUGGCCUAAGUAAUUUUAGUAUUAGUCAAAUUGACAAUAUAUUAAAAUUCUGUAAGAUUAAACCAGCCAAUCACCAAAUAGAGGUUCACGUUUUCUUACAACAACCAGACUUGGUGCAGUUCUGCCAAAAGAACGGAAUUGGCGUAACGGCGUACUCCCCGCUUGGAUCUCCCCAUUUUAACAAAUUUUUGAAGCAUAUAGGCAUGAAAGAAAGGAACUUGGUCAACGUACUAACAAAUCCAGUGGUUGGGGAAAUUGCCAAAAAACACUGCAAAAGUAACGCCCAAGUAGCAUUAAGAUUCUUGAUACAAAGAAAUCUGGCUGUUAUUCCAAAAAGUACGACACCUGCAAGAUUAAAAUCCAAUUUCGAUUUGUUCGAUUUCUGUUUAACCGAUCAAGAAAUGAAAAAAAUUGAAACUCUCGAUAUUGGAGAAGAAGCACGAAUUUGUGACUGGAUGUUCUUUCCAAAAAUUGAUGAGCACCCAGCAUACCCAUUCCGUAAAAAAUGUUAAAAUCAAUUUUUUUUAAUUUUCAAUAAAAAUUUAUAAGCCAGUCAUGGGGUUUGUGCUGGCUUGAUAAGAAUAAUGAAGCAAUUUAUCCAAAUUUUUGUACCAAAUUGUAAUUUAUUAUUGUCUACUAACAUCGCAGCAAAAUGUUUGUGUAAAGUGAAUUUUGAAUAAAUAUUUGUACGC